AUGUGCUCUAAAAUCACUACUUUCUUUAGUUUGGUGUUAGUAUUUUGUAGUUUAAGUUAUGUGAGCCCCCUGAAAGUUUUAGGGGUGUUUCCUUACGCAGCUCCUAGUCAUUACUUCUUAGGAAAUGAACUCAUGAAAGGUAUUGCUGCAGCCGGCCACGAUGUUACUAUGAUUACAGUUUUCGAAGAUAAGAAUCCUCCUAAGACCUACCGGCAGCUUGUAUUAAAGGAGGUGCAUAAAUUGCAAUUGGAAUUGUUCGCAAAUAUGUCAAACCUCAAUGAUGGGAGCUCGUACGCAUCAAAAGGUCCUAUUGGUAUGCUCCCCAUUUUCAAUAUGAUUGGUUUAACUGUAACAGAGGCAAUGUUAUCCCAUCCAACAGUACAAGCGUUAAUAAAGUCAGACGAGAAGUUUGAUGUUAUGGUACUCACACAAUAUGCAGUAGAAGCAACAAAAGCAUUAGCUGCACAUUUUGGCGCUCAUUUAGUCCUAUAUAAUGAUAACGCCGCAACUUGCUGGGUAAACCACUUUGUAGGAAACUCAGGUUUACCUUCGUUGAAUCCUGAAUUAAUAUUUGAUUAUCCACAAUUGAUGAACUUUAAGCAGAGAUUAACGAACACUUUGUACACGAUAGCAGCUUAUGUGAACCAUAAUUAUGUACAAUAUCCAGCUCAUGCUGAGCUAAUAAAGAAAUACGUAUCAAAAGAUAUGGACUUGACCAAAAUUCAAUAUAAUGUCUCAUUGGUACUCUCAAAUUCACAUCCUAGCUUAAACAAUCCAGCACCGGCAGUUCCAUGCAUGAAAGAAAUAGCAGGGUAUCAUGUCAAGGAACCAAAACCAUUGCCUGCCGAUCUUAAAAAAUACUUGGAUGAAUCCAAGAACGGAGUGAUUUAUUUCAGCAUGGGUUCUAACAUUUACAGCAGUAGUUUUCCAAAAGAAAAAAGGGAUGGCAUCUUAAAAGCUUUUUCUAAAAGAAAAGAAAACAUUUUGUGGAAAUUUGAAGAUGAAAACUUGCCAGGAAAACCUAAGAAUGUGAGAAUUGAAAAAUGGUUGCCACAAUCGGAUUUAUUAGCUCACCCAAAUGUUAAACUAUUUAUCACCCACGGAGGAUUCCUGAGCACUAUUGAAACUCUUUACCACGGAAUACCAACUGUAUCAGUACCUGUUAUUAACGAUCAACAAACCAAUGCCAGACAAGCUGAAAAGAAUGGCUAUUCUAUUGUUGUAGACUAUAAUACACUCACAGAAGAACAACUUUCGGCAGCUAUAGAGGAAAUUCUUUCUAAUCCAAAAUAUCGCGAAAAUGCAAAAGCUCGUUCUAAAAUCUUCCAUGAUAGACCACUAAAACCUAUGGACGAAGCAGUUUACUGGGUAGAAUACAUUGCCAGGCAUAAUGGUGCUAAACAUCUCAGAGUUGGAUAUGUGGAGUUAGCUUGGUACCAAUAUUACCUACUGGACGUGUUCUUACUUAUAUUCGGAAUUAUAUUUUUGAUUUUGUAUAUAAUAAAGAAGGCACUUAGUUGUCUCUACUGUUUAGUUUCUGGUGGAAACGAUAAGCCAUCAAAUAAGAAACUUAAAUAUCAGUAA
Molecule: messenger RNA, 1584 nt
Organism: Diabrotica balteata
Lineage: Eukaryota; Metazoa; Arthropoda; Insecta; Coleoptera; Chrysomelidae
Source: the annotation of a GenBank genome assembly